AUGAUAUCAUCAAUUGAAUCAUUUUCAAGUGAAAUUUUAUUUGAAAUAUUUGAAUAUUUAUUUCCAUAUGAAUUAUUUAAAUUAUUUAUUAAUCUUAAUUAUCGUAUUAAUAAUAUUGUUCAUUCAUAUCCACUUCAUUUAGAUUUUUCUUUAGUAUCUCGAUUAGAAUUUGAUUAUAUAUAUGUUGUUGUACCAUUUGAAACUCUUAAACAAUGUGUUAUUAAUUUAUAUAAAUUAACACAUAUAACUAUUCAAGCAAGUGUCCCACCAAAUCAUCGUUUUACACAAGUUAUAUCAUUAAUACUUUCUGGUUCAAUACUUAUGUCAUUAGAUAUUCUUAAAACAAUAAUUGAUUUAAAUCAAAUUGAAACAUUAGAUGUUUAUUCAAUUGAAUCUUUAUCAAUAAAUGGAUUUUAUGAAUUAAUAAAACAUCUUCCUCGAUUAAAUGAACUUACAAUGGAAUUUAAUCCAUUAGUUGUUGUACCAUUACAAAUUCAUAUUCUUAGAUUAGAAGAUGAUAGUCGAAGAAUAACUAUUGAUACUCUUUAUCAUACAAUACAAAAUGUUAAAACUCUUGAAAUUCCAAGAAAUUCAAGAAAUAUGAUGAUUGAUAUUAUAGAUCAACUUAAAAAUCUUGAUAAUAUUAUGUUUACACAUGAUGAAUUUUCUCAAGAUGCAGAUACGGAUUUCUUCCUUAAGAAAUUAUCUUUUCGUUGGCCUCUUCAUUCUUUUCAUGUUUGUAAUUUCCAUCAAACUAGCAGUGCAAAUGAGCCUAUAUCAAUUCCAUACUAA
Molecule: messenger RNA, 792 nt
Organism: Rotaria sp. Silwood1
Lineage: Eukaryota; Metazoa; Rotifera; Eurotatoria; Philodinida; Philodinidae
Source: the annotation of a GenBank genome assembly